GUAGCUCAAAUUCACAACAAAAAAACAAGCAGCCGUUCCCCUCCUCAUUCUGCAUCCCGAUCUCAAGCUCUGGCUCCUCUCCUCCUUCCUCCUCUCCAGCGACGAACUGCCCACCCUUGUCCUCUCCGGUCUCCGCCGCCUCCUCCGCACCUAAAAUCAAACUCCCCCACAACCCACACCAAGAACACCGGCUCCCUCCCCCUACCCUACUCCGGUAUCUCUCCACGAAUCCCCCACCGAAGGACUGGACUGGGCUAACCUUCCAAGAAAUAAUGGAAGAAGUAGAAAAAGUAAAAACCACGCUGCAGCUACCCCACCAGAUUGGCAACUCAAUUUAUGGACCUUAUGGACCCCAACUUGUUGUUGCUGGAGGCAAACUACAGCAGAUAUGGCAAGCGCAUAUGGCCCAAUACAGGCCGCCUCUUGGUAUUCCCGCAUGGCAGACCAUGAGGCUGCAGGACCCAUCCCUACUUCCCUGUGCUCAGCCUUCAUCCACAUUUCCUCAGCCUUCCAGAGAGAUGCAGGUUGGAUCCUAUCAAUCUCCUAGUUCACUGCAGCUACAAGAGCUCUUGCCAAUUCCCUCAUCAUCAUCCUUGAGAGCAAAGAAGCCACAUGGUAGUGGGUUUGGCACUGAAGGUGCACCUCAACUGCAGCUGCUAUGUAAUGCCCAGCGCAUGUAAAGACAAUACCAUUGGAUGGCUCAGACUGGUUCAUUGUUUUAUUCAUUCAAAUGGUGGGUGGGGCAUCUUUGUGUCUCUCCAUCGUCGCCAUCUAUGUAAAUUUCUUGCCAGUGUUUGCUUCACCUGAAAUGACAUUUCUAAACUUCAGUAAAGGCUUUUUGAUGAAUCUUGGAGGAUCACAAGUUCAA
Phoenix dactylifera (date palm) is the source of this 868-nucleotide messenger RNA. The record is from RefSeq and is a predicted model, not a curated record. NCBI's taxonomy places the organism in Eukaryota, Viridiplantae, Streptophyta, Magnoliopsida, Arecales, Arecaceae.